Osmerus eperlanus (European smelt) is the source of this 2450-nucleotide messenger RNA. It is a transcript of the gene eogt, whose product is annotated as EGF domain-specific O-linked N-acetylglucosamine (GlcNAc) transferase. NCBI's taxonomy places the organism in Eukaryota, Metazoa, Chordata, Actinopteri, Osmeriformes, Osmeridae. Gene Ontology annotation, cellular component: endoplasmic reticulum lumen. Bases 119 to 1693 code for a protein of 524 amino acids. The transcript is spliced from 15 exons. The record is from RefSeq and is a predicted model, not a curated record. Gene Ontology annotation, molecular function: protein O-acetylglucosaminyltransferase activity.
AUGUUUGUAAACUGUGGCUUUACUCCCUAACCAAGAUUACAGUCUCUCUCUCUUUCUCUCUUUCAGACUCUGGAGUAAACUGUAAGCAAGGAAGCCUCUCUCCUAUGGUUGCGUGUGUAUGACUAUGCUGCUGCUGGUAGCACUGGGCAUGGUCUGUACUUACACUGUGGUCAGUGCAGAAGAGGCUGAGAACACUAGCCGCAAACCACCAUUAAACUACAGCAGCUUCUCCUUGCCACCGGAGCAUGUACCCUACUUCCUGUACAACAACAAGAGAGUGGCCAAGAUCUGUCGUCAGGAUCCACUUUGCCCCUUUAAGGAUGCUCUGCUGGAUGUGUCAGCUUGUUGGGGCUAUGAGAAGAAAUGUGCCCCAGAAAACCGCUUUAGCUAUCCUGUAUGCACCAAGGUCGACCCUGCAUGGGUCAGCUCAGUUGAGGCAGCCCAGGAUGUGUUCUGGACGCAGGCUGACUUUGGUUACGUCAAGGAGCGCCUCAGUGAGAUGAAGACUAUCUGCAAGGCUUCCAGUCCUGAGGACUCAUCUCUGAAAUGCUCCAGCCACACACGCUUCUGCCGGGCAACCAACCUCUACCUGGACCUACGGAACCCCCCAAGAGGUCAUGAGAGGUAUAAGGAGGACUUCCUUCAACAGGGAGAGAUUGGAGGACACUGCAGACUGAACAAGAGAGCGCUGUCUGCAGAGGGAGACCACAAGAGCCCUCUACAGUCCUGGUAUGCUGAACUGCAGACGUACACAGAAUUAGACUUCUACCCCACUGAGCAUGAGCACUGUGAUGUCAUCAUAGAGAAACCCACCAUAUUCAUGAAGCUAGAUGCAGGUGUGAACAUGUACCAUCACUUUUGUGACUUUGUCAACCUGUACAUCUCUCAGCACAUCAACAACUCGUUCAGCCGAGACGUCAACAUCGUCAUGUGGGACACGAGCUUUUAUGGAUAUGGUGAUUUAUUUAGUGAAACAUGGAACGUCUUUUCUGACUAUGAUAUCAUCCAUUUGAAAACCUUUGACUCUAAAAGGGUGUGUUUCAAAGACUCCUUCUUCUCGCUCCUCCCAAGAAUGAGAUACGGCCUGUUUUACAACACACCUCUGAUAUCUGAGUGCCACAGUGAAGGGAUGUUCAAGGCUUUCUCCCAGCAUGUCUUACAUCGACUCAACAUUUCACAGGAACGAUCCCAGCAGGGGCGUGUUCGUGUCACCCUGUUAGCACGAAGCACAGAGUACCGUAGGAUAUUAAACCUGCAGGAGCUUGCUAACGGCCUGAAGACUGUGGCUUUAUUGGAGGUCAAAGUGUUGGAUUACAAAUACAAGGACCUUCCAUUCCUGGAGCAGCUCAGGACCACCCACAACUCUGACAUCUUCAUUGGGAUGCAUGGGGCAGGCCUUACACACCUCCUCUUCCUCCCCGAUUGGGCUGUCAUUUUCGAGCUAUUUAAUUGUGAGGAUGAGAGCUGCUAUCGAGAUUUGGCUCGGCUGCGGGGGAUCCGAUACGUGACUUGGCAGAAAAGGGACAAAGUGCUCCCGCAGGACAAGGGCCAUCAUCCCACUCUGGGGGACCAUCCGAAGUUCACCAACUACUCCUUCGACGUGGAGGAGUUCAUGCGCCUGGUUCUGGAGGCAGCUGACUAUGUCACGCAGCACCACAGGUGGCGAUUGCGGCCUCGACGUGAAGAACUGUAGGUCUGCAGCACAGUGGGACUCCUUACACUAAACCUCUGCCAACAUCAUUACUGAAAACAGUAUCUGUAAACACUUUGGCUUGUUUCCAAAGUUGAGGUACACUUAAGGAAACACAGCAUUUUCCAAAACCUUCAUCAAAAGUAUUUGUGUGUGUGUUGACUUAUCAGCCAGAGCCUUACCUGCACCACUGUCAUACAGUUAGUAUGUUAAUCAUGCUAAUACUGAGCCUGAUAGGCAUCGAAGGGAAGACAAUGACACCACCCAUUGCUGACUAACCUUUGCUCCUUGAAUUUGUUUUUUUUUUAUAGCAUUUUAGUGUGCCUGCAUGUGUCUUCAUGUGUGCACUCCACACGCUAAGCAGGUGUGUCACAUACCAAGUGUUUUAAACUGGUCAGUAUUUUCCUUGAGACACUGAUCGGUCUGUAAAUGAAUAUAAAAUGGCAUUUGUUACACAGAAUGUUCCUUUUGCCCACUGUUCAGCUACAGUAGCCCCUCAUUAGUUUAAAUGGUCUAAUGUCAGUGAUAUAACCAGACAACUUAACUUUCUUGCAGAGAAAUUAUGUGAAAAAUAAUUAAUAUUAUACUUCAACAGUAUUCCAAAAGAAGUGUGUUUUUCUACUUUUAAAGAGUAUCGAUGUUUUAUUUAUUAGUGUGAUACAGUUCAACUGAGUCAGACGUUUCUGUCAAGGAUGUACAAGGUUUGUAAUUUCAUAUUCAAAAAACGUAAUAUUUUUUAAUAAAUAUUUUCUAAAAAGCU